Messenger RNA from Pelmatolapia mariae (spotted tilapia), 1696 nucleotides. RefSeq names its product RUNX family transcription factor 2b (gene runx2b). Gene Ontology annotation, cellular component: nucleus. Bases 1 to 1392 code for a protein of 463 amino acids. NCBI's taxonomy places the organism in Eukaryota, Metazoa, Chordata, Actinopteri, Cichliformes, Cichlidae. The record is from RefSeq and is a predicted model, not a curated record. Gene Ontology annotation, biological process: hemopoiesis; regulation of cell differentiation; neuron differentiation. Gene Ontology annotation, molecular function: ATP binding; RNA polymerase II cis-regulatory region sequence-specific DNA binding; DNA-binding transcription factor activity, RNA polymerase II-specific. The transcript is spliced from 7 exons.
AUGGCAUCUAACAGCCUUUUCAGCACAGUGACACCAUGUCAGCAAAACUUCUUCUGGGAUCCCAGCGCCAGUCGGAGGUUCAGUCCGCCGUCCAGUAGCCUCCAGCCGGUCCCAGGAAAGAUGAACGAUGUGAGCUCUCCAGCCGGGCAGCCGGACGCAGCGGCGGCGGUGCCAAGACUGCGCCCCCACGAAAACCGCAGUAUGGCCGAGAUCAUCGCGGACCACCCGGCCGAGCUAGUGAGGACCGACAGCCCCAACUUUCUCUGCUCGGUCCUGCCCUCCCACUGGCGGUGCAACAAGACUCUACCCGUCGCUUUUAAGGUGGUAGCCCUGGGAGAUAUACCUGAUGGGACCGUUGUCACCGUAAUGGCGGGCAACGAUGAGAACUACUCCGCUGAGCUGCGGAACGCCUCAGGUGUGAUGAAGAACCAAGUAGCACGUUUCAAUGACCUCCGUUUUGUGGGCCGCAGCGGCAGAGGCAAGAGCUUCACUCUGACAAUCACAGUAUUCACCAACCCGCCACAAGUGGCCACUUACCACCGAGCCAUAAAGGUCACCGUGGACGGACCUCGUGAGCCCAGGAGGCAUCGUCAGAAGCUCGAGGAUCCUCCCAAAACUGGUCUGUUCUCCGACCGCCUCAGCGAGCUAGAGAGGAUGAGGGUGAGGGUCGCAGUUCCGACACAAGCUCCCCGGCCAGCUCUCAACACAGCGGCCAACUCCUUCAACCCACAGGGACAGACGCAGAUAACAGACCCUCGUCAGUCCCAGUCCUCUCCUCCCUGGUCGUACGAACAGACGUAUCCGUCCUACCUGAGUCCCAUGGCGUCCCCCUCGGUCCACUCCACCACCCCCCUCUCCUCCAGCCGAGCCACAGGUCUGCCUGCCAUCAGUGACGUGCCUAGACGAUUGCCAGGUUCCUCUGACCUGAGCCCAUUCCCCGGUCAGUUCGAGCGCCAGUUCCCGAGCCUCUCCUCCCUCACAGAGAGCCGUUUCUCCAGCCCUCGGAUGCACUACCCGGCAACCUUCACCUACACCCCGCCCGUCACCUCAGCCAUGUCGCUGGGCAGCGCCCACUACCACACCUACCUUCCCCCUCCGUACCCGGGCUCCACCCAGAGUCAGAGCGGACCCUUCCAGACCAGCAGCACGCCCUAUCUCUACUACGGGACGUCCUCCAACACGUACCAGUUCUCCAUGGUUCCCGGCGGGGACCGCUCGCCGUCCCGGAUGAUCCCGCCUUGCACUAGCGCCUCCACGGGCACAUCCCUGGUGAACCCUAACCUGCCCAGCCAGACAGAGGGAGGGGUGGACGGCGACGGAAGCCACAGUAACUCCCCAACUGUACUCAACCCCGGAGGCCGCAUGGAUGAAGCAGUCUGGAGGCCAUAUUGAAGAAGGCAGAGAGAUAAGAAGUCAACUGAUGUCAUGGUUUGAAAGCACAAAACCUUUUCUUUCUCUUUUUUAAAUAAAAAGGGGAUUUUUGAGCUUACAUCAGCUGUCUCUACCUUUGGAAAUUAAGGUUGAGAUUAAAAAAAAAGAGGGAGAGAGCAAGAGAGACCAAACGUGUGUGGACUUGUCCUCCUGGAAUGUGUUUAGACCGUGGCGCUACAAAGGGAGUCGGUUUCAAAGCAAUAAUGAAAAAGACAGUUUUGGUUUACUAGGCCCAAGUGGAUGAGACAUUAUUUCAGUUUUAUUC